UAAAAAGAAUUAUAUAAAAAAAAUUUUAAGUUCAUCGAGAUUUAACAUUCAAGAUUAUUCAAAAAUGACUGGUUCUGGUUCUCCAUGCGGUGCUUGCAAAUUCUUGAGAAGAAAAUGCGUUAGAGGUUGUGUUUUUGCUCCUUAUUUUUGCCAUGAACAAGGUGCUACACAUUUUGCAGCCAUUCAUAAGGUUUUUGGUGCAAGUAAUGUCUCAAAGUUGCUUGCUCAUCUUCCUGUUAGUGAUAGAUGUGAAGCUGCUGUUACAAUUUCUUAUGAAGCUCAAGCUAGGCUUCAAGAUCCCAUUUAUGGCUGUGUUUCACAUAUUUUUGCUCUUCAACAGCAGGUUAUGACUCUACAAGCACAACUUGCUUGUCUUAAAGAACAAGCAGCUCAAACCGUGCUUAACGGCUCUGCAACAGCAAACCCUAAUAAUGCACAAGAUCUUCAAAGCUGGUUUCAGUCAGAGAAUUCAUCAAACAUGUUGCCACAAUUAAUCAAUCCAAGUAGUUUCAAUGGAAGUACUACACAAUAUUGUGAAAAUGGGUUGGUGGAUCCAUUUUCUAUGGGAAAUUAUGGGAAUUCUUCAACAACUAGUACCUCAUUUGAUAGCUUUGAAGAGGCUUCUUCCUUUGACAACAUGCAAAAAACAGAAAAUUACAGGCAAUGGAGUUAUCAAGAUUCUGAUGAUCUUCGGUCCGUCGCCUUUGGCUAUAUUCAGUGAUAGAUAAAGAGAGUGAGGCCUUUGUGUGGGAGGUGAUGAAGACAGAUUUUUUACUGUCAAAUUUUUGAAUUACUAGUAGUUAGUUGUUGUUGCAUACUUUGAAACAUGCACUUUUGUUGCUAUAAAUAAAAGAAA
Messenger RNA from Jatropha curcas, 856 nucleotides. Its product is annotated as LOB domain-containing protein 29. Gene Ontology annotation, cellular component: nucleus. Lineage: Eukaryota; Viridiplantae; Streptophyta; Magnoliopsida; Malpighiales; Euphorbiaceae. The record is from RefSeq and is a predicted model, not a curated record. Gene Ontology annotation, biological process: positive regulation of DNA-templated transcription; hormone-mediated signaling pathway.